GGCCGCCGGAAGUUGCGAGGCUUCCGUUGCCUUCGUUCGCUUGUUUUUAAAAGCGCGAGGAACCGUUGGCGGUUGGCGAAGCGAAUCCCUCAGUGGUGCCCACCUGAGAGGUGCCGGAGUUGAGUUCGGGCGACUUCUGGCUGAAAAAGCCCCGUCUGUGACCCAAAGUUGCUGUGACCUGGGAACCAUGAGUGGGGAGAAUGCUGCUGUUAUGCUCAGCUUCUGCUUUCAGGCUUCCCACAGACCUUCUGAUUGUUGGCUGCUGCAAGAACAGACCUGAUCCAGCAGGCUCUUCUGUUCUUGUGCAGCAUUGAAAUGAGGAGGACUGCCAGCAGCAUAGUACGCUGCCCAUAUUUAGACAGAUGAUGCUAGCUCCUUUGAUACUGUGUGUAAUCCUGCUGAUAGGAGGGAGUGAAACUCAAAAUGAUGACUGGAUUGAUCCAACAGACAUGCUGAACUAUGAUGCAGCUUCAGGAACCAUGAGAAAGCCUGAUAAGUUACUGCAGGUGAACCAGGAUGAUUCUGAAGAUAAGAAAGUUCCCCAAAAAUCAGUGGUAAAAGAAAAUACUGUGGAUGUUUCCAUAUGCCAAAAGCAACUAGAUUCUUUAAUUCUUAAGCUUGAAGAAUAUGAAAAGAAAGAUAAAGCCAAGUUAUAUGAAAACAAUAGCAUCCAUGUUUUUAAGAGAUAUUUGAAUAAGAUUUUAAUUGAAGCUGGAAGACUUGGUCUUCCUGAUGAUAACACUGGAGAUGUGCAUUAUGAUGCUGAGAUCAUCCUUACAAGACAGACAUUUAAUGAAAUCAACAGGUUCCUUAAGGAAGAGGGCUGGAAAUCAGCUGCUUUGGAUGAUGCACUCAGUGAUAUUCUGAUUAACUUUAGGCAUCAUGAUGCUGAAGUUUGGAAAUGGAAGUUUGAGGACACAUUUGGGGCUGAUGCAUACAAUGUCUUUAUGGUACUUCUGUGUUUAGUGUGCAUUUCAGUAAUAGUUGCUACAGAACUAUGGACACGCAUUGGUUGGUUUACACAGCUAAAACGUGUUUUAUUCGUAAGUUUUCUCAUCAGUUUUGGGUGGAACUGGAUGUACCUAUAUAAGGUAGCCUUUGCUCAGCAUCAAGCUGAAGUGGCAAAAAUGGGAAAAUUUGAUACUGUAUGUGCUGAGAAGAUCCGCUGGAGUGAUGGUCUAAUAGAAUGGUUUAGAAGCUCGAUGACGUUCCAAGAUGAUCCUUGUCAAAAGUAUUAUGAAACCGUAUUAGUGAAUCCUAUUUGGCUUGUUCCUCCAACAAAGGCAUUGGCUGUUACAUUUACCAAUUUUGUAACAGAGCCAUUGAAGCACAUAGGUCAAGGAAUUGGUGAAUUUAUUAAAGCACUCAUGAAAGAGAUUCCAUUGCUGCUACAUAUUCCAGUGCUGGUGAUCAUAGCAAUAGCAGUUUUGGGUUUCUGCUUUGGGGCUGGAAGCUCAGUGAAUGCGCUAAGGAUGUUAAGCUACUCAGACAAGCGGCCACCUCCAGCACUUCCUCCAACAGAUGAACAGCCGCCUGCACUUCCUCCAAGGGGCAAACAGCCACCUCCUGCACUUCCUCCAAGGGGUAAACAGCCACCUCCUGCACUUCCUCCAAGGACCAGAGCAAUACAAGAACAAAUGCUACAUCUGCAGCCAAAUGAUGCAGGUGAAAAUGGUGUCAACAUUAUAGAAAAUAUGGAGAAUACGUACAAUAUUUACUCGAUCAAGAGAGGACCUUAUGACAGAGGAGAUGCUUCAGUAAAGUCUUCAGAGGAAGUAAAUUUACAAACAAAAAGAGAAAAAAAGAACAGUGAAGACUGUCCUAGUGGAUUAGAUACCAAACCAGGUGAUCAAGCUACUGAUAGAAUAGAGAACAGCACAGAUCAAAGCCUGGUUGAACUGGACAGACCUAGCCACAUACAAGAAUUUACAAGAGGCAAUGAAGAUGAAACAAAAUGUAACUUUAAAGAGGACAGGAGUGUGCAGCAAGAAGUUCCGGAUAUAACAGGAUGUAAGAAGAGAGAGAGCCACUCAUGUGAAUUAGAAGAACCUACAGAGAAGAUUGUAGAACAUUUGAGCUUUACAGAACAAAAACAAACCAAUUGCCCCAUUCCCAGUGCUCUUAUUCAACAACUUUCUGUAUUACUGGAUGUAUUAGAUGGUAAUCUUAUGACCCAGUUCUGUUCAUAUUUACUUGAGAACAAGUCCUACUAAGUUUGAGUAAUGGUGCAUAGGAUUAGUUAGAUUCUUUGGUAAAAACAGCUGCCUAGAGCGAUUUGCCCAAGUGUGUUUAAUGAGACUGACAGCAUUCUUUAAAUAACAGCAUCUUGGCCACGGUGGAAGAUGAUAUUAAGCUGAAGAGAGCAGCAAUGUUCUGCUUCAGUUUCCAUCACCAAUUCUCACCAAAACUCAUUUCCCCAUGUAGAGUUUAAAUUGCAUGUGUGCAAACAUAAAUGCAUCUGGAGUGGAGGGAAUAGGGAAGGGCUAGCUGGGGUAAAGGUUGGCAUAGCAGUGAGCCUUGGCCUCCUAUACAUUUAAAAACAAUGGCACUGUAGUCUGUGUUUGAAGAUGUCAUAGUUUUAUCCUUCUACCAUUACAAAAAGUACCAGGAUAGUGGUUUUGCCCUUUACAGAUUACUAAAAGUAUGCUUCU
Molecule: messenger RNA, 2651 nt
Organism: Podarcis raffonei (Aeolian wall lizard)
Lineage: Eukaryota; Metazoa; Chordata; Lepidosauria; Squamata; Lacertidae
Gene: CLCC1
Product: chloride channel CLIC like 1
Exons: 15
Coding region: 363-2213 (616 amino acids)
Cellular component (GO): membrane; endoplasmic reticulum
Molecular function (GO): chloride channel activity
Source: RefSeq, a predicted model, not a curated record